UCAAUAAUGAUUUUUGUGUAGUUCUACUUUCUCCUGGGUUUAAAAGAUUGAUCAGUCCUUUUACAGCAAAACUGACCUAGGUUCACCUUCAUUAUAUACCUUUACUUCUUGAUGUUGUUGGUUUGUUGCUUUAAGAUGCUGGUCAUUGGAUGUGCAAGAUUUGGUUUCUCCUGAAGAAGGGCAAGAUUGCAAAUGUUAUUUUUUGUUUAGUUCAUCAUAGCUUUAUAUAUCUCAAGUGAGAAUCUCUUUCAGGUGCGGGCCAACUGUUUUUUCAUUAAAGGAGAAGAUUCAUUCAUCAUUCGAUCCCCACGCCUUUAGGAAGGAUAUACUACAAAAGGGAAGCGGGUUGACCAUCUAAAACGUCUCUGUCGGAGUUCAUGGGAGUUGGGAAGAAGACUGCUGCAAGGAUUGUGGAUUUGAUGCAGGUGUGCAGUCUAGCUUGGACCAAGAAUGUGAACGAGUUGACAGCAGCACCAUGUGUCCUUUUCUUGGACGGGCUCGACUCCAAAGCAACUCAGGUGGCAGUGUUGGAGAAACAAAUAGAUCUUGAUGAUGUCGUUGUCGGUGUCACUGUAACUAUUGCUGCUGGGCUUGCUCUUACCGAUGAAUGAGUGCAAG
Molecule: messenger RNA, 618 nt
Organism: Linum tenue
Lineage: Eukaryota; Viridiplantae; Streptophyta; Magnoliopsida; Malpighiales; Linaceae
Source: the annotation of a GenBank genome assembly